Molecule: messenger RNA, 4836 nt
Organism: Conger conger (European conger)
Lineage: Eukaryota; Metazoa; Chordata; Actinopteri; Anguilliformes; Congridae
Product: interferon-induced very large GTPase 1-like
Exons: 1
Coding region: 1-4836 (1611 amino acids)
Molecular function (GO): GTP binding
Source: RefSeq, a predicted model, not a curated record
AUGGUCAUCAAGGAGAGGCCAUCAAAAGAGCAAGAUAUACUGCUGAGGAAGAUUCAGGCCAUAGGUAAGUUCAUGAAACCUUUGGAAAGGAAACCUCGUCCUCGCCAACAGGAUGACUCAGGCAAAAUGAGAAUAGAAGAACCCCCUCCUGUAAAUGACUGGAAGGUGGAUAAAUGCAAGGGUUUACUCCAGAGACUGGGACUAUGGGAGUCAUACCUCAGGAAAAUAAAAAUGGAAGAUGUCCUCCUUAUAAGUAACAUGUCAAGUACAAAGCAGAACACAGUGGGAAAUGGCUUUUAUCAACAGUAUAUUUACAAGCUCAUGAUGCUGGACUGCAGCGCCAGAUAUUUGUGUUUGAAAGCAGCUGAAUCAUCAGGGCCUCAACCACACACUGCUGAAGAUGCAUGUAGCAGUGAUGGUGAUAGUGAUGGUGAUAGUGAUAGUGAUAGUGAUAAUGAUAAUGAUAGUGAUUCAACUGUCCACCCCAUGGAUAUUCAUAUGGCAGUUUUUCAUUGUUCAGAUGAUUUUGUGAGGCAGUACCUUUUUUCAAAACUCUCCACAUGUCAGUUUGCUUUACCUCUUCUGGUACCAAACCCUUUCACAGGUGAAAUAGAGUUCCCUGUGUGGGCACUUCGACAAAUCAGAAAGACCUGGCAGAAUAAACAGCAGCCUAUCUUCAGUGCACAGGUACCUAUUGUGUCCUUUGUGAGGCUGGGGAAAUCCUCAAACUCUAAAUCUCACAUACUCAGCAACAUCAUCAGCCAACGCAAACACCCAGUGUUUUUCAACAGACAAUGUAAAGGAAGCGUGAGGCACUGUCUCCUUAUGGAUGGGGUUGUGGAAAUCACUUGGUACUGUCCAGGAUCCAAUGAGAGUGACAUUUUUGACAAUUGUGUAGCUUUUGUGAAUCUCCAUGGCGACGCCAGUGAUCACCCCAGACAACUCCGGUUUCUGCAGGAAGUGAGUGCUGCUACUGUUCUGCUUCUGUCAGAGAGCCCCCUGGAGGAGGAAGCAAGUAAAACUUUGAAAGAGCUGGAAAGCUCUCCAACACUAAUUACGCUCAUCUCUCGUAAAAAAAAGAUUUCACAGAAAAGUAGGACAAAUAUUAAAAUUGCAGCAAAGAACAGAAGUGAAGCUGAACUAACUGAAGAAAUCAUCUCCAGCAUCAAACAGUGCCUUUCAACUAAAUCAGAGAGGCCUAGCUUAGCAGCUUGUGUGGAGAUUGCCAAGAAGAAGCAGAUCAGAAUUGAUGAGGACAAUGAACAAUGUAAGGAGGGAAAAGAGCAGGCUCAGCAUAUGAUGAGUUUGCUGAAGGGAGAGAAGAGAGAAGGCAGAAAGGAGUUAGAGGAAUUGAUGAACUUAAAAGGGAGGCAUUUGCCUUUGCAAGGUGAACUGUGGGAGAACUGGUGCAGGAAGGACAAGCAGGAAUACCGUCUGCAGAGCACCGACGAGAGAAGCAGUGAGAUGGUAUUGAGUGACAUAAGAUCUGAGAAACAAGCCAUUCGUGUGGAGCAACUGAAUAAGGCUUUUCAGCUCAGUGGUUUCAUGAGGUCAUUUCUGCAGUGUUUGCACCCGUCAGAAGAAAAAAAGUCCCGGUAUAUGACACAGUGGCUUCAGACAUUUCUGGAAGAAUACACCACUGGCACACUUGCCAACCUCCAGGAGAAGUACCACUCAAUAUGGUCAGAAAUGAGACUGAACCCAAAAGGCAAGGACAAGGAACUUGAAAAGAAACUUGAAAAGGUGUCUGAGGAGAUCAUAUCAAUGUCAGUGGGGCUACAGCAUCUUAUGAGAGAACUGAGUCAGCUGUAUGAGGCAGUUAAGUCUGUAGCUGUGUGUGAAGACUUCACAGAUAUACAAUGGGUUGACACUCUUCCCAGAAUUGUAACAGAGAUGCUGAUGGCAGGAUACCCUCUGGAGCUCAUGGACGGAGAUGUGGCUCACGUGCCUCUUGACUGGAUCAGGGCUGUUUUUGACGCAGUUAUACACAAACUUGGAGACAAAAGGGUAUUUGUCCUCUCUGUCCUGGGUGUUCAGAGUUCUGGCAAGUCCACUCUGCUGAACACCAUGUUUGGCCUGCAGUUUCCAGUGAGUGCAGGAAGAUGCACCAGAGGUGCAUUCAUGCAGCUGCUGACCGUUGAUGCAGAGAUGAGGGAACAGCUGCAGUUUGACUUCAUCCUGGUGGUGGACACUGAAGGCCUGCGUUCACCAGAGCUCAGCUCUGAAACCACCCUGGCCCGUGACAACGAGCUGGCCACCUUCAUCAUUGGUGUGGGAAACAUGACUCUCAUCAACAUCAUGGGAGAGAAUCCUUGUGAAAUGCAGGAUAUUCUGCAGAUCUGUGUUCAGGCUUUCAUGAGAAUGACGUCUGUCAAAAUAAAAACAAGCUGCAUAUUUGUUCACCAGAAUGUUUCAGAGAUAACAGCCAAUGAAAAAAAUAAGGAAGCGAGAAGAUGUCUUGAAAAGAGACUUAAUGAAACGGCUUGCAAUGCAGCAAAAGAGGAAAACCUGAACAUUAAAGCGUUUUCUGAUAUAAUUAAUUUUGAUGUGGACUCACAGGUGUUCUACUUCAAAAAUCUCUUGGAGGGAGACCCCCCCAUGGCUGCUCCUAACCCCUCCUACAGCCAGAACGUUCAGAAGCUGAAGGAGAAGCUGCUCUCUAUUGCUGAAUGGCAGCCAGACCGUCGGCUGCCCACACUGUCUGAGGUUAAAGAACGAAUCCAAGACUUAUGGGAUUCUCUGCUGCGAGAGAACUUUGUUUUCAGUUUCAGGAACACCUUGGAAAUUGCUGCGUACAGUAAGCUAGAAAAGUCUUAUGCGCAAUGGUCAUGGAGCAUCAGAAAGCAUGCUCUAGAGAAACAGCAGACUUGGCACAACAAAAUAAACAGCAAACGGGUGGGUGUAGUUUACAUGUCAGAUCUUACAAAGGAAUUUGAUGAGAUCUACAGAAAUCUCCAUGAUGAGAUCGAAACAUAUUUUACAUGUGAGGAACACCCAGAGAUCCUGGUUAACUGGAAAGGCAAUGUUGAAAGAAGAUUUGAAACCUUGAAGGAUCAGCUCAUUGAAGACACAGAGAGGAAGUGCAAGGAUUUGCUCAAUAUCAGAAAGUGCAGAUCGGAACUAGAGGGGAAGAAGAUUGGCUAUGAGCGAGAAUUGCUCAAGAUGAGUAGAUGUAUAGCCUCAAAACUACAGGACAAAAAACUGAGCAGUGAUCAAAUGAGGACACAAUUUGAUGAACUGUGGACCGAAUGGUUGGCAAAAAUAGCCAGAGAGACACCUCCAGAAAAACAGCUGAACAUCCAGGCUGUUGUGGAAGGCAUCCUGUGCAACCAAUUCAAACAGGAAAAAGACAUUGUGAAAAGAAUUUACAAGCAAAUUAUACAUUUUCAGUUCAAGGCUAAUAAAUAUGUGUCGCUUAGCACGGAAGACCAGUGUUUUGAGUGGUUUGGGUUCAAAAAUGCAAACAUUGAGAAAGAAGGUCAACAUCUUACAGAACAAAUUACUGCGGAGGUUGCAAAGUACAUUGAAAAGACAUCGAAGGAAAAUGUGGACUUCAAUGAAAUAUUUAUUCAUGAAAUACUAGAGAGCAUAUCGCAAACUUUGGGCAAAUAUGAAAAAAGAAAGAGCCACAUAAAACUCUUAAAGGAGUAUAAAGUUGAUAUCUCGAUUUACACAUGCACAAACGCAGUCAAAAAGUUCAGAAAAAUGCACACAGAUUUCAGGAAGAGGAAUGACCUGCUGGCCUGCCUCGGGGAGAAAAAGGAGCAUUAUUUCCAGUAUUUCAAAGACUCCUGUGACGGAGCGACUGCUGUCACGAUUUUUGCCAACUUCCUGUGCAAACACCUGAAACUAGCAAUAAAACAAGCAAUGUACAGCAAAGUCAGCCUUCAGAUUGUGGACAGAAUGAAAAAUAACUACCCAGCUUUCAAUGGAUGCCGAGCUAACCUGGAGGACCACAUACUGAAAGAGCUUGCCGAGAAGGAGAAAUUUGACCUGUAUAUGGAGUACCUUGAGCGUCCCAAGGAACACUUUGAAAAGUUCAUCAGGGGAAGGGUGGAGGAGUACUGUAGAGACCACAGUUUAAGAUCAGAGCUCCUCAAUAGGAACUUGAAGAUUUUGGUUGACAAGACUUUGACCGAAAGUUCCAUCGUGGCUUCAGAACUGAUAGAGAAAGAUGGCACUAUCUCAAUGUGGCUUGACAAAUUCUGCUCUAAUCUUGGGGAUGUUUUCUCCAUCUCAAGAGAGAGUUUCAGAAACAUUGAAUGCGAGGGCACUGGAAACCUUCCGUUCCUCCUGGACAUGAUGGACAAAUCACUUUCAGGCAUGCAGCAAAAGGUAAAGGAAGAAAUAAAAACCUCAAGCCUUGACUUUAACAUGUUUGAGAAUAGACCAGAUGACAUUCUAAUUGAUCAGCUCAGCGGGUGCUGGGAGCAGUGUCCCUUCUGUAAAGCCAUCUGUACAAGCACCAUUGCUGGCCAUGACACUGACCACAGCGUGAGAUUCCACCGCUCAAAAGCUCUUGGAGGCUGGCACCGUUCUUUCACAAAUGACUUUUCAAUUGACUUUUGCACCACAUCAGUCAGUAGUGACGCAUGUUUCCUCAAUAGUAAAUGUGAAUCCACUCCUUAUAAAGAGUACAGAAAAGCAGGCCCCCCUUAUGACAAUUGGUCAAUCAAGCAAGAUCCUUGUGAAAAACUCUACUGGAAGUGGUUUGUGUGUGUCUUCAGGAAUAAGCUGCAGGAGAAUUUUGAUUGCAAGUUUGAGGGCACAGGUAAAAUUCCAGAUGACUGGGAAAAAAUCAGUAAGUUUGCUGUGCUGAAAGAACUGGACGUCUGA